AUGCCCACAGUUUUGAUUGUUGGAGCUGGUCUUGUUGGAUCUUUGAAUGCGGUUUUCUUUGCCCGCAGGGGAUGGGAUGUGAAUAUCUUCGAACAGAGAGAUGACAUUCGGACCAUGGAACAUGUCCCUGGUCGUUCCAUCAACCUCGCCCUUUCUUGUCGCGGGAAAGAAGCAUUGGAAGCUGUUGGUUUAAAGGAUUAUAUCACUGAUCGGGGGGUUCAGAUGCAUGCUAGAUUAAUCCAUAGUAAGGAUGGGAAGCGGUUUGAAAGACAGCCUUAUGGACAACCUGGAGAGGUAUAUUCGUGCUCAGAUUACAGUAAUAUAAUUACUUUAGCAUAUUGUAUCAAUAAACAGAAGACAUCUCAAUGAAGUUAUGAUCACGGAAGCUGAGAAGUAUGAUAAUGUUGAGUUCCUUUUCAAUCACAAAGUUUGCAAAGUAGACCUGCGGAAGAAGGUAGUAGUUGUUGUAAAGGAUGGGGAGGAGAAAUUCUUCUCCGGAGAUGUUGUUUUAGCCUGUGAUGGGGCCUAUUCUGCAGUCAGGAGGAGUCUCAUGGCAUAUCCAAGGUUCGAUUUCUCUCAGGUACGAAAUCAUGCUUCACUUCCACUUCAGAUUUCUCAAACGGAACGAUUUUAGGAGUACAUUGAGCACGGAUAUGUCGAAUUAAACAUUUUACCCAAAAACGAUGGCUUUGCUAUGGAACCAAAUGUUUUCCAUUUAUGGCCCCGAGGGGAUUUUACGUUGAUUGCGUUGGCCAACACCGACUGUACUUUCACUGUCACCCUCUUUGCUCCGUUUGAUCUGUUUGAAAAAGAAUUAUUUGACACGGAGGAAAGGAGGAUCCAAUUCUUUCAGGACAAUUUCCCUGAUGCUCUAAGCUUGAUGUCAAAAGAUCACGUGAAUCAAGUAAGCCUUUGGGUUAUCUGGUAACGGCUUUAUAGGUGUUUAACAGAGUUGGAAAUGCCUCGGCGCUGGUUUCGAUUAAAUGUAAACCCUUUACUUUCGAGGAUUUUGUGAUCUUAAUGGGUGAUGCUGCUCACGCCAUGGUCCCAUUCUAUGGCCAAGGAAUGAAUUGUGUAAGUAGGUUGAUUCGACAUUCCUUUUAGAUUUCUAUUUCUUUAAUUUUAGGGGUUUGAAGACUGUCUAAUUCUACAUGAGAUCAUAAACGAAGAGAACGGUGACUUGGGUAGGAAUAAAUUAAAUUUCUUUUUGGCAAUUUUAUUCCUUAUUACGCUAAUAUUACUUCAGUCAAGGCAGCGAGGACAUAUUCAGAGCGUCGCUGGAAUGACGCCCAUACGAUCAAUGACCUCGCCAUGUACAAUUACAACGAACUCAAGCAUUUGGUUAACACUAGAGGUUACAAGCUCAGAAAAAAGUUGGAUCUCUGUUUGAAUAAGUAUCUCGGUCAAAGAUGGACUCCCCUUUAUUCUAUGGUAACCUUUACACGAACUCCUUAUCAUAAAGUGGUUGAAAACAGGAAAAGACAAGAUCAGGUACGGGGAUUUCACAUAUCCGAUAAAAACUGAUUUAGAUCCUUAAAUGGACAACAUAUGGGAUCGCGGGAGGUAUUCUGGUCGGAGGAACGGCGUUUCUGGUACAUAAAUACUUUAUAGAUUAG
Messenger RNA from Bursaphelenchus xylophilus (pine wood nematode), 1616 nucleotides. NCBI's taxonomy places the organism in Eukaryota, Metazoa, Nematoda, Chromadorea, Rhabditida, Aphelenchoididae. The record is from the annotation of a GenBank genome assembly.